AAGGGUGCAGAGAAAAUGCAAUUUGCAAUUGGCUCAUCAGCUUCAAGGAGGGGUUAACCGAGAUAACCCGGAAAAGGAGGAAGAAUAGCGCCUCAGUUCCAAGUCCGAUCGUGGACUGUCAGUCUUAUCAUGGCUGGAGCUGGAGGUGACAAGCCUUUCGCCAAGGCCGGCCCAAGCCCUUUAUCUCGGGUUUUGAGAAUCAGUCAGCUGGAUGCUUUUGAACUGGAUGGUGCACUGGAACAGCUUGUUUGGUCACAGUUCACCCAAUGUUUCCAGCAUUUCAAGCCUGGGCUCUUAACCCCUGUGGAACCAGAACUCAAGGCCCUUCUCCAGCUCCUCCUGUGGAGGUUCACCAUCUACUCUAACAGUGCCACCGUGGGCCAAUCACUGCUCAAUAUCCGGUACAAGAACGCUCUGAUCCCGGGACAGAAGUACCGGGCCAUGAGCCGGCCACAGAAAUUCUGGUUUGCUCUGCUGACGGUUGGUGAAAAAUGGCUAAGAGAACGCUCCCAUAGCUUGUUCCUCAACCACCCUGCAGAAUCCAACGCACGCAAGGCCCGCAAGGUGCUCAGCAUCUUAACGGGUUUUACCAAAGUGGUCAGCCUGGUCAACUUCCUACUAUUUCUCCAAAGAGGAACCUAUCCGACACUUACCGAAAGGUUGCUGGGAGUGCAGCCCGUUUUCAGUCGACCCCAGGGACCACGAGACAUCAAUUUCCAGUUCUUGAACCGGGAGCUGUUGUGGCACGGUUUUGCUGAGUUCCUCAUCUUUUUACUACCUCUCAUAAACGUGUGGAAGCUGAAGGCCAGUGUUGCCGCUCUGUUCUCUCCUCUGAAGGAACUGAGAAAAGAGGAUGGUCCGGAGGAGACCCUCUGCACCGAGUGUGCCGUUUGCGGGGAAUGGCCCACAAUGCCCCAUUCUGCCGGCUGCAAACACAUCUUCUGCUACUAUUGCCUUAAAAGCCACACGAUUGCUGACGUCUCCUUUACCUGCCCCAAAUGCGGUGUAGAGACUGGAACGAUAGAGCCGGUCAGGCUUCAUGUAGGAACAGAGUUGCAUCAGAGUUAAGACUUUGCCUCAAACAGCCUUCUGAUUGACUUACAGCAAGAGAACUUGAGACCAAGUUGAACGUUUGAGUCUAUCACAGAGAUUGGUUGAUGAAAGCAUGUGCCUUCUUCUGAAACGAGAGCAUUUGUUGCCAUGAAAUAUGCAGAAUUUUGUACAAAGAGACAAAGUUAAUGAUGUAAAAUUCUAAAACAACAUCAUUUGUGUCGCUAAUUUAUUCAGCCUCAUUAAAGUUUGAUAGAAACUGUGUACCAGAGGUCCACUUUUCUGCAUUCUUGGAUUGAGCACUGAGCAAAUGAAUAAACAUCAAAACAAGCCUUUGCUCAACUGCCUGCACGAUCCAAUUCCCCUCAUCCCCUAUGAAGGGAGAAAUUUGCACAAGAUCAAGGAGAGGCCAUGAUAGCACCAGGGGGUACUUGGGUUGGAUGCAGAUUGACAGACAUCCCAUCAUAAUCUCCAUGGCCCUUCUUAAUACGCCAGUAAACUGUAACAAACCAGAGCAGGACCGAUGCAAGUUUUGGGCAUAUUAUGCUCUAAGCCUAAUAAUGACUGCAAAGAUGGGUAUUUAUUCUGCUGUUAACUCUCUCCAGUGAGCCAUGCCUCAGGCCAAACACAUCCAAAUGGACUCAGACCUGCUGGAAACUCACACUUCAGUUUUUUUUUUUUUUCUUCUCCCCAGACCACAUUGCUUUAAUUGCCCAUUGUGAAGGCAAUCAGUCACUUCUCUGGGCACGAGGGGUCUAGCGGUUUGCAAGAUUUUGUCAUUUUUUGUAAUCGUUGCUCUCAAGUUCACCAUGACAAAGAACUGAAAAUUGGGAACAUGGCACACCGGUCUGCCCUCAUGUGGGUUCAUUGACGUUAUUAUGCAUAUGGUCAAAUAAACGGGACCACCAAGAAGUGUAGCUCUCACUAUAUGCAGAACUAUCCAAGUUUACUUGUGCACUAGGUUAACAAUGUUCAAAAGAUAUUUAAUGUGCAACAGCAUAUGUUUAUACGCUUUGUUUUGUUUCAUAGGAUUAAAGGAAUUUGCCACCACUGUUCUGGAAAUGUUGGGUAAUGGUUGCCAAUUUACAAUAUACACAACAUAUGGUUCUGGUGUUUUUUCACAUAGAUCGGGGCCAGGGAACAUCUGUCCUUCAAAAUACAUUUGUUUAAUGACUUCAAAAGCAUCCAAAUAUAAUCUUGUAAAAUACUCUACCAGACACAAUAGACUAUUGUAUAUUUUUUUGAAACAAAUUUGCUUUCUUUUAAACUAUUAUUAUCAGCAUUCAUUUUCUUGUAUUCUUCCCCUACAGAUUUACCCUAUUCUAAGCAUUAAAUGAAAGUUUUUAAAUAAAGGAAGAUACAGAUAGCUGUA
Messenger RNA from Puntigrus tetrazona (Sumatra barb), 2422 nucleotides. RefSeq names its product peroxisomal biogenesis factor 2 (gene pex2). The transcript is spliced from 2 exons. Gene Ontology annotation, molecular function: zinc ion binding. Gene Ontology annotation, biological process: protein import into peroxisome matrix. Bases 130 to 1068 code for a protein of 312 amino acids. NCBI's taxonomy places the organism in Eukaryota, Metazoa, Chordata, Actinopteri, Cypriniformes, Cyprinidae. Gene Ontology annotation, cellular component: peroxisomal membrane. The record is from RefSeq and is a predicted model, not a curated record.